UCCUAUUCACACCCCAACCCACUCGCAAAACCAUACGUCAACGACCCGGUAACUCUUUGUCAACUUGAUAUUCCAAAUGGACGAAGCCUCUUUGAAAAAUCAUGCUAUCGCUACCACUCUAGACCUCCCCCCAAGCUGCAUAGAGUUUUCGCAGGCGUCGCCUGAAUAUUUUGUUGUUGGCACAUAUAACUUAGAAAAAGAUGACGCGGAGGAGAUGCCACAUGACCAAGAAAACGAUGAGGAUGAUAAUUCCAAGAGUGAAGUAAAGGCCCAAGAGAGAAAUGGCAGUCUCAUUCUUUAUAGAUUGGAAAAUGACGAAUUAUCCCUAACCUAUACCGUGACCCACCCAGCGGCAAUUCUUGAUCUUCAUUUCUCGCCCUUUUUUCCUCAGAUCAUUGCUGUUGCAUCCUCCACCGGCUCGAUAAGUCUAUACAAACUUGAACAGACGCCAAGACCUCACCCUGCCCUUCUUCAAACCUUCCAACUCUUCCCUGAGUCUACUCUCGUUUUAUCUCUAGCAUGGCACCCGUCACAUUCUCAACUCCUUGGCUGUACGUUGAAUACAUCUACAGUGGCGCUACUCUCUCUCUCGCCUGAUUUCACCCAAUGCACUGUACUCAGAGAUGAGCUCAGUCCGCAUGAUGAUCUAGAAGCUUGGACACUUGCUUUCUCACCAGCCCGGCCGGAUGGAAAGACAAUGCCGCAGGCACUGUAUUCGGGCGGCGACGAUAGCAAGCUACGAUGCCUCGCCUUUUCGUCUCUAGCUUCCUUGAGCCAUCCGCUCCCAGAGAUCACAGCCGCAUCGCCCGGUGGCAGCCGUGGAAUGCGAGGCCAUGAAGCUGGAGUCACGGCAAUCUUGCCUCUGCCUCUCGGAACUGAAGCUGGAAAGGAUAUAUUACUGACGGGAAGCUACGACGACACCGUCCGUGUGUUCGCUACUUACGACUAUCGCAACGGCCAAAAUUCAAAUUUUAAAGUGCUCGCAGAAAAGAAGCUGGGAGGUGGCGUCUGGAGGCUGAAGUUCAUGGACAAGGAAUCAGAAAAGGUGGCGGAUGGAGAGCGGUGUUUCAGAGUGCUGGCAUCGUGCAUGCAUGCAGGCGCAAGAAUCCUCGAAAUCCGAGGUUCGAAGGAGGGAGAAUGGACCAUUGAAGUGCUGGCCAGAUUUGAAGAACAUAAGAGUAUGAAUUACGGGUGCGACGUCCAGCCGCUGAAGAGAAAGGAUUGGAGAGGCAACAAGAACGGUGAUGAAGGAGGCGAUGGCGAUGCCAAGGAGAGAAAUAUUGUGUCCACAAGCUUUUAUGAUCGCCUGCUUUGCGUAUGGAAAUAUCCUUGAGGGUACUUCUGGU
Pseudogymnoascus destructans is the source of this 1346-nucleotide messenger RNA. RefSeq lists its product as uncharacterized. NCBI's taxonomy places the organism in Eukaryota, Fungi, Ascomycota, Leotiomycetes, Thelebolales, Thelebolaceae. The record is from RefSeq and is a predicted model, not a curated record. The transcript is spliced from 2 exons. The coding region runs from base 77 to 1333 and encodes 418 amino acids. Gene Ontology annotation, molecular function: protein binding.